This is a messenger RNA of Haliotis rufescens (red abalone), 1071 nucleotides long. Its product is annotated as toll-like receptor 4. The record is from RefSeq and is a predicted model, not a curated record. Bases 1 to 1071 code for a protein of 356 amino acids. Gene Ontology annotation, molecular function: transmembrane signaling receptor activity. The transcript has a single exon. Gene Ontology annotation, biological process: immune response; toll-like receptor signaling pathway. Gene Ontology annotation, cellular component: membrane. Lineage: Eukaryota; Metazoa; Mollusca; Gastropoda; Lepetellida; Haliotidae.
AUGGGCUUCGACGAGGACACACUCAGAAGAGGAGGGUCAGUACUGGAGGGACUAAAGACGAUGCGUGCUUUACGUUAUUUAGAUAUAGUAGGGAAUGACAUACGGUAUAUGGAUAUGGGGUCCAUCAGGACACUGAUCAGUCUGAAUGUGUCCAGAAAUAACCUUGUGUCUGUUCCUUUUGAACACAAUGACCUGCCUGACCUGCACAUCCUGGACCUAUCAGUGAACUCCAUCACCUACUUUGACGACGACACAAUGGAUAUGUUGGAGAGUCUCGGACAGAAGAACAAGCUGGUCCUGAGGCUGAAGGGAAACCCUCUCUCCUGCUCAUGCCAGUCUCUCUUGUUUGUUCGGUGGAUAUUUUCAUCGUCGGUUACCUUUGACAGCAAUGGGAACUAUUCAUGUGUUACUGAAUAUGGUGCUCUUACAACAACCCACACAGUGUACAACGAGUUUAAUUACCACUGGACUUCAUGUCAAGGUCGAUUUUGGCUGCCAGUCUCCAUAACACUGAUGUGUUUAAUAGCUCAUCUACUUGUGUCUGCCAUGCUGGUGUCACGGAACUGGACAAGGAUUGCACAUCACAUUUUGGUACUCAUGGGUCGUGGGAUCCAGCGGGUCACUAGACAAAACUUCAACAAAGAUGCUUACGUAGCCCACUCGGAUGAAGAGCUUCAGUUUGUUAUGCAAGAUCUACGUAUAGGACUGGAGGAUCUACUUGGACUGAAGCUUAUUCUGCCCCACAGAGAUUUCCUACCUGGUCAGUUUGUAGCUGACCAUGUUGUAGAAAGCAUUAACAAAAGCUGGAAGACAGUACUGGUUGUGUCCGACGAUUUCCUGGAUGACCCCUGGUCCUACUUUAUCAUUAAGUCAACAGCUUACUACAUUUCCAACCUCAACCCUAACAGAGUGAUUCUGCUCAUGGUGGGAAACGUGAACCGUGGUCGACUUCCUGAACUGCUGCUGAAUGUAACUGACGAGGAGGAUAUCAUCCAACUUGAUGACUUCCCUGAUCCUCACAGUGAUGUAUGGGUCCAUGUAAGGGACAGAAUUCUGACACAAGCAGUAUAG